GAUCAGAAAAACUGAUCUUAUUUGAGAACUGUUAUUUGUUAUGUUCUUGUGUGACGUGUUCAAAUUUAACUGGAAACAAAAUUUUGGUCGUCGAGAGAUUAAUCUUGUUUCAUCUUCUUCGGGUUAUUUUGUUCUCUCCCAAACGGCGAAACGGGCGAUUUCAAUUUCUUCUCUUUGAUAUUAUGCCGAUCUCAUCUCCUCUGUCUCCUCGUCUAAGCCCACUGUCUCCGCCAAAAAGUCAUCACUUGCUCUCUUGAUUCGAGUUCCCUCUUUCAUGGGUUUUGCUUUCAGUUCUGUUUAUUAAAGUCUUUGCAAUCAAGAUCGUUGUCUCUCCCCCAAAAGGUGUUGUCUUUGUUUGCUAUUUGGAGGAACAACUAGGGUUCUUCUACAGUGGAUGGUGAAAUUGAGUCUCGUUGAGCCGUUGAAGUUGUUGUCUUUGUUAUGGAUGAUGAAUUAGGGAUUUAGAUUCUGAGCUGUUGUUGUUUGUUGUUGAUACUUCUUCUCUAUCAUGGGUUGUAUAAUCUCUAAGAGGAAGUCUCCAAAGAAGAAUCCACCAUGGAAAGAACCAUUAGAGAAACGUUCUUCGAGGAUCACUUCAUCUAGGAUUGAUGAUUCUAGCCAGACUAAAGAGGAACAAGAUCGGUUGAAUAAAGUUAUGUUGAUUGAAUCUGACAAGUUUAGUUCAAGUAGGUUUUCUGAGAAACAACAUCUGGAGAUUUCUGAGAUUGGUGAUACUGAUGCAGAUGAAGAUGAUGUUCAUCCUCCUACUGAGGAAUUGAAGAGAGAGCCUAGUGUUUUGAUUCGUCCCUGUGUUGAAACCGUUUCAAAGGAGGCUGAAUUGGCUGCAGGAUGGCCAGCUUGGUUAGUCUCAGUUGCUGGUGAGGCACUUGUGAAUUGGACUCCACGACGUGCAAGUACCUUUGAGAAACUGGAGAAAAUUGGACAAGGUACAUAUAGCAGUGUAUACAAGGCUCGUGAUCUUCUUAAUAACAAGAUUGUUGCGCUUAAAAGAGUUCGGUUUGAUCUUAGCGAUUUAGAGAGUGUUAAGUUUAUGGCCAGAGAGAUCAUUGUUAUGCGAAGGCUUGAUCAUGAUCUCGUCGGACUUGCUUCCAUACCCGGUAUCAAGUUUUCAGAGCCUCAGGUUACUACUCCUUUACUAUGCUUUGCGUACUCUUAUUCUCAGUAUAUCAACUUUUGUAGACGUCAAAACAAACUUGGUUCUUCUGCUGCCUACGUCAAAUGUUAUAUGCAACAACUUCUAAAAAAUUAAAUCUUAUGAUCUUAAACA
Messenger RNA from Camelina sativa (false flax), 1288 nucleotides. Its product is annotated as putative serine/threonine-protein kinase At1g54610. NCBI's taxonomy places the organism in Eukaryota, Viridiplantae, Streptophyta, Magnoliopsida, Brassicales, Brassicaceae. Gene Ontology annotation, biological process: positive regulation of transcription elongation by RNA polymerase II; protein phosphorylation. Gene Ontology annotation, cellular component: cyclin-dependent protein kinase holoenzyme complex; nucleus. Gene Ontology annotation, molecular function: ATP binding; RNA polymerase II CTD heptapeptide repeat kinase activity. The record is from RefSeq and is a predicted model, not a curated record.